AAGUGUCAGUUCGAACGACCCCGGAGCCUGUUAGCUGCCUGGGUGAAUGGUAAUGUGUUUUUGUCCUCAUUUCAACAUGAGACGGCAAUGUAAUGAGUGGAAGAAAGCCUUAUUCUCCUCUCCGGAAAGACUUCGUUAGAAAGUUGCUUUAUAAAAUAAACGUAAUCUCCUUUGGAUGUUAUAACUUUUGAAACCUCGUCUUGAAGACCUUAAGGGAUGACUCCUAGAUGGACUCCAGAUACCUUGGUAUUGAAAGUGAGCAGAGCAGUUGACUUAUGGCAAGCCCGAGCUCUCAGGCCAACAGCAUCAUUUCCCUUGUUUCCUUUACGCACCUCUCUUUGUAGGCUUCAUUUGCAGCAACCGGUCAGCUGUAAGGUUGGCUCUCUCAGCUGGAAUCACAUCCAAAGGGGACGCAAGGGAUGGCUCAGUAGAGCUAGCCAGGUGAGGCAAAGGCUUGGACUCCACACCAGCACCCUGUGUUUGAACACUUCAGCCUCACGCUGGUCUACUGGCCUAAGCCAACACAUGUCGCGCAUCAGGAACACGCUGGACACAGUCUCUAAAGCUGUGAGUGGGACUCAUACAGAACUUCUCUCUAAAAUUUCCAGACUCAAGCCCAAUUCUUUCCAGGGAGAUAAGGAGGUUCAGAGCAGCAUUGAAAUAUUGCCAAAAGCUGAGAAGAGUACGGCCUCACCUACGCCUGCUCCCACCCAUGUUGCCCCCACUUCCACAGCCUCUACACCCAGCACUAUUGUUACCCCUGCUACUGUAACAGUUCCUGCAACUCCUUCUACCCCUACACCUGCUGCCACAUCUGGCAUAAGUGCCACUACCUCCACACCUUCAAAUAAUCUUUCACAGGCAACUGCCACUUCCAAAAAUCUGAGUGUGCCUGAACCUAAGGAGAAAAAGCUCAGGCGUGUCGCUUCUACUUUCAAAGCCAAUGGUGCCAGGAGGUCAGAGGAAGCUAAACCAUCAGCAAGCGACACAGAGAGCAAGAGCACCACAAUCUCCAAAUCCACCACACCGCUCUUCCACCCUAGCACCUUUUCAGUCAGCUUGGAUGAGACUUACAACUACCUGGCUCAUCACAUCAACUCAUACUUUAGUAGUAGCACAAAGACCAAUAUAAAGAACGUGGACAAUGGUGGCAAUGGUUCCCUUGCCUCCACUCAGGAUCAACAAAUUAGUGACCUCGUGCCAGUGUCUAACAAAAUAGUCGCACAAUCCCCUGCUUCAGCUUCUCCAACCUCACCGAAGAAGGGCUUAGGACACUACCUAUCCUACUCUGCUCCCACCGUGCAGGCCUUUGUAGGAAGCUACAUUGCACCACUGGUUCCUAAGUUCAGGGCAGCAGAAUCCAAAACUGCUGCGGUGGAGGAAAAGAAGCCUGAGGAUGCACCACCAAAAGAGGUUGAGGCCACAAUCAGUAAGGAGCAAAAGGCUGCGGAGGAGAAAGCCAAGCGACUUCUGCUCCAAAGGGAAAAGAUCAUCGCCAGGGUGAGUGUGGACAAUCGAACGCGGGCACUGGUUCAGGCGCUCCACAGGGCAUCAGAUGUGAGGGUCUACAUCAGCAGAGUGGAGGACCUUAGUUACCAUCUUCUAGAGUUCCCAGAGACCCGUGGUGUAGCUGUCAAGGAGAAAGCUAUCCCGUGCCUGUUACGUCUGAGACAGGCCAGUGACCCAGGUCUGAGGGCUGCAGUUAGAGAAGCCUUAACUUUGAUGGGUUACCAUAACCCUGUCAAAGGUCGGGGCAUACGGGUCUUGUCCAUAGAUGGAGGAGGGUUAAGGGGACUCGUUGCCCUUCAGACUCUGCACAAACUGGAAUCCCUGACAGGCAAACCCAUUUACCAACUGUUUGAUUAUAUUUGUGGUGUCAGCACAGGUGCUAUUCUAGGCUUCAUGCUCGGCGUGUUCCAAAUACCGCUGAACGAGUGUGAUGAUCUAUACAGGAAGUUGGGUUCAGAUGUCUUCAAGCAGAACGUCAUCAUUGGUACAGUGAAGAUGGGCUGGAGCCACGCCUUCUACAACAGUGAAACCUGGGAGAACAUCCUCAAAGAGAAAAUGGGCUCUGAUCUUCUUGUGGAGACUUCGAGAAACCCCAAAUGUCCUAAGGUGGCAGCAGUGAGCACCAUUGUGAACCGGGGCACUUCUCUGAAGGCCUAUGUGUUCAGAAACUACAACCUGCUGCCCGGGGUCCGCUCCCACUUCCUGGGUGGCUGCCAGCACCAGCUGUGGCAGGCCAUCCGUGCCUCCUCGGCUGCACCAGGGUAUUUCCAGGAGUUCACCUUGGGGAACGACCUCCACCAGGAUGGAGGUUUGUUGAUCAACAACCCCACAGCGCUGGCUAUCCAUGAGUGUCAAUGUUUGUGGCCCAACACGCCCUUGGAGUGUGUGGUCUCACUUGGUACGGGCCGUUUUGAAACACCUGGCAAGCACAGCGUCACCUACACCAGCCUCAAGACCAAGCUCACCAACGUCAUCAGCAGUGCCACCAACACUGAAGAGGUUCACACCAUGCUUGAUGGCCUACUCCCUCCCGACACCUAUUUCCGCUUCAACCCCUACAUGAACGAGGAGAUCGCCCUGGACGAGAACCGACACGAGAAGCUCAACUUGCUGCAGGCUGAGGGCAUCCGCUACCUGGAGAGGAAUGAUGAAAAGCUUAAGAAGGCAGCUCACAUACUCACCCGGGAGAAAAGCUCCGUCCAGAGGCUCACUGAGUGGGCCAGACUCAGAGCCGACAUGUAUAACGGGCUGCCCUUCUUCUCCUCCAAGCAUUAGGCCCAACACAACCCACCUAUACCUCACCAGGAAACUUUCCUCUCAGUCUAAAUCCACUAGGAUAUAAUAUUAUCACGGCUAGUGUGUUGUAGGUGUGUGAUCGCUGGAUCUGUAGAUGUGUAGACCUGAAAAAAAAAAAAGUUUUAUCAUCAUAUUUCAAGGUGGAUACUGCAUCUAAUACCCUAAACACUGCCCUCCUCACCCAGCCCAUAGACUCUGAUGGUGAAUUUGGUAUUGUAAUGUUGCUGUCUCACUGUUUUGGAAGUGAAGAUGCAUGUGGUAGCAACUAUGUUUAGCACAGUGUGACGUUAGAGGACCGUGUUGGGUUUAGAGGAAGGACUGACAAUUGAUAUGGGGAGUAGGGAACUCCCUGAAUGAAGAUGCAUCAACAAAUGCAUCUUGCACUCUUAAUAAGCAGAAUACUGUAGAUAAUAUAUUGCAGCCCUUCCGAAAACACGUAACUACAAGUAGUUUAUCCCAAGCAAGCACUUUUAAACUGUUUGUUUUCCUUUUAAACUAUGUUAGGACACAAGUGUUUCCACAGAAAGCUACGUUUAUUCAUACUUUCAUAGAAAAGUACAGAGAUUGGAUAUGUUUAAUUUGAAUGUAGUUGUUUUACUGUUGUUACAGUCAUUUGUUGCCACUUAAACUAAGCUGCCAACAAAUAACUUCAUUAUUAAAACAGGAAUGUUAACAAACGGCAGAAAAAAAGAAAAUAGAAAUGCCUUGAUGAUCAUGUCAGGUUAAGGUUUAACCAAAACACCUCAUGCACAUAGCUGUCUGUUUUCAGGUCUAAUGAUUUCAGAAACUUGCAUAUUUUAUACAAAUGCAGCACACUAGCUGUAUUUCCACAAAUGCAGCUAAUCUUAUUGUGGUACUGUCACUGGUCCAUGAGGGCCUACUUCAAGAAUUACGAUGAUGUACAUAUUGUUUGUAUAUUGCUAGUAAAUUUGCAGAAAUUAGCCACUGGCGUGACACCCAUGGAAAUGAUUCAAUUCGCCAAAUGCAAAUCUAGUGUAAAGCUAUAAGGUGUGAGCUGCACUGAUUCACUGUUAUGGUUCAUGAUAAAAUAUGUAUAAUAAUUAAUAAUUAACAAUGUUUUAAAUAUGUAUAUCUGAUAUAUAUGUAAUUUGUAAUAUGAAUCCAAAUGGGAACACUCACUGUAUGUAGUAAGGAUGAAAAUAACCAUGCUGUAUUAUUUUAGCCUUGGAGAAUUUUAGCUCACCUGCUCCAAAAGCUUUUAUCAUAGUGUGCAUGAUUGUUAGUUUUAAGGAUUCACCACAGGCUAUGUGCACUUUCUGGUUUUCAAUGUGCCCUGGAUCCCUUUGAUGCCUCUCCUCCAAUACCUCAUCUCCCAUUCUACCUUGAACUGCAGCUUUAUAGUCUAUACUCUGCCAUACUAUAAUGCUUGUUUAAAUCGUACAGGUUGAGCUGAAGGACUGGCUUAGAACAGAUUGUUGCUUAUUGAUUUACAACCAGUCAAACAUUAUCUUGUAUUGCAAGGUCUUGUGCACUACACACAUCCAUUUCCAUUGGCUAACCUGGCCGAGUACUGUAGAGCUGAUAUGACUAUGUCCUCAACACUCCAGGUGAACCCCAGGUAAAAGGGACACAAAUAUUAACUCUGACAAAUUUGAUCCAGAUGCUGUACCGUUGUUCCUUUGUAAGGAGUGUUGGAGCAUGCAUGUAAUUAAAAUCCAUCACUGAAC
Molecule: messenger RNA, 4493 nt
Organism: Myripristis murdjan (pinecone soldierfish)
Lineage: Eukaryota; Metazoa; Chordata; Actinopteri; Holocentriformes; Holocentridae
Product: calcium-independent phospholipase A2-gamma-like
Exons: 10
Coding region: 217-2784 (855 amino acids)
Biological process (GO): arachidonate metabolic process
Cellular component (GO): membrane
Source: RefSeq, a predicted model, not a curated record